GAAGGGAACUCAAACUCAUCGUCGAAUUGCAGUGAAUUGAACCAAAGAAUACUUUGUUGUGGCGACUCCCUCAUCCCUCAUCCCCACAUAAAUGCUGCAGGCUGGCCAUGAUGUCUUGGCCAAAACAAUGGGGCUUCGCUAGCCUCUGGCUGCCGCUGCUGCUGCUUGGCCUGCUCUGCACCCAAGAUGUAUCCACUUUCAUUGUGCCAAGGGAACUGCCCUCCAUACUGUCCAUAGUUUACUCCAACAUACCGCCGAUCAAGAAGGGAACGGAUUCCCGCUUGGGCUUUGGCUUUCGCCUGGGCGAGCAUGCCGACUUCCAGGUGAUGGUGGAACUGGGUCCCCAGAAGGAGACCCGACCCAUUGGUGAGCCCAGCCAGGAUGAUCAGUCGUUCAAUAAGCGCCAGGUGAGCUCCAGCGAUCAGAAGGCCCUGCUGCGACAGCUCUACCGCCAGCAGGUGAAAAAGGAGGCCGAGAUGUUAAUGACCUCCACGGAAAGGAAUGCGGCCAGCUGGCUGGAGACCUGGUCCAAUGGCAUGAAACCGCAAAAGCCGCAGAGGCCGAAGGAUAAGGCCAAGAGUCGUCCGGUAAAAGAAAGUCCAACGCCGCAGCUGCAAGAUCCCGCCAGCGCCAUGCAGCAGCUGCAGUUGCUCUACAAGAUGGCCACCAGCAGUACCAGCACCACCACUGCUCCUCCUUCUACUCCAGCUCCUGCUCCUGCUCCUACCUUCACUGGAGGCUCCCUUAACCUGGGCUUUAAGCUGCCGCCUCCUGCUCUCAGCCAGGACACCAACACGUUGAGCAGCAUCAAUUCUGAGCCAGUGAAGAGUCCAAGUGAGAUUACCAGGGAGCUAAUGGAUGUCAGUCUGGAGGAUACUUAGGUUGUGCAACUAACUCUAGUUAUUAAUUAAUCACUAAAUAUACACACUAGAGUGUGUGUGUAUGGGUGCUUAGCAAAUCUG
This is a messenger RNA of Drosophila serrata, 962 nucleotides long. It is a transcript of the gene snsl, whose product is annotated as snustorr snarlik. Lineage: Eukaryota; Metazoa; Arthropoda; Insecta; Diptera; Drosophilidae. The record is from RefSeq and is a predicted model, not a curated record.